Alternaria triticimaculans is the source of this 4902-nucleotide messenger RNA. RefSeq lists its product as uncharacterized. The record is from RefSeq and is a predicted model, not a curated record. The transcript has 3 exons. The coding region runs from base 1 to 4902 and encodes 1633 amino acids. NCBI's taxonomy places the organism in Eukaryota, Fungi, Ascomycota, Dothideomycetes, Pleosporales, Pleosporaceae.
AUGGGCAGCCGACCUGGCGGAACUCCAGACGUCCACGCCGACCGCCAUGGCCACCAGCAACUCCAGCGCCCCCAGAUACCCGCCUCCAUGUCUGCCCCCGCCGGCCGCCUGCCGCGCCUGCUGCCCGCGGACCUCUCCUCCUACACCGACUCGUACCUGCCGACUGCAGCCAUCCCACCGUCCGCGACUUCCCUCGCCGAGCUCGCCCACCUGAUCCGCCUCCAGGGCUACCAGGAGCAGCGCAAGACGCAUGCCCGCGUGCGCCUGCACCGCUGGCUGGUCUCGAGCGCCCUCUCCGCACGUCUGGUACACUGCGGCGAGCUGGCCUACCGCACGCUGGUCGACAACUUCCGCUCCGACGACAAGAAGUCGUUCGCCUCCCUCUACAACGCCCUCAACGAUGUCCGCAACUCGUGCGAUGCCACGCGGCAGUAUGCCCUCUUGGAGCCGGAUCUGGAGUUUGGCAAGUCCAAGAACUUCCGGAGCGAGAAGCCCCUCUCUGCCUCCACUUUCCUCAAUGAAGUCCCGUCCAAGAUCCUGGACAACCUUCUAGAUUUCAUUUCUGAAAUCCGUACGAACCCAGAAUUUCUUGCUGCUCGUAUUUCCAGUCUUUCGCAGCAAGAGCUCACUUCUCUUACGUCUUUCCGUCAGACCAUGGACCCGAUUGACUCGGUCAUGUUUGCAAACGCCCGUAGCCGCAACGCUCCCUCGCAGAAGGCCCAACAGCAAGGAACAAGCCCGGUAGAACGUCUGCUAUCUUUCCAGCGUCACGAUCCGCUGUCUGCCCUCGUUUACACCAUUUUCGCUAAUUCAUCCGGACCCGACUCGGCAGAGGACCUUCGCCGUACAGAUGUAUGGGCCACUGUUUGUGCUAAGCUGAUUAAGAACAACAACCCCAACUUCAUCCGCACUGUGCUCGAUGUUUGGGCCGGUAUGCGAGAAUGGCCCGGAAAGACCAACUUGGAGCUCUAUCUUAUGCAGACCCUCCAGGAUGGCCAGUUCCUGCUCGAGAAGCCCGAGGAGCAGGCCGCACGACCUGGAAUGCAAGCGACCCCGCGCUCCAGCAAGGACACCAUCGCAGCAGACGAGUUCUUUGACAAGGCUGUCAAGCGUCUGUUCGAGGUCGUUGACGAUGAGCCCAGUGCCGGCGGCAUUCCAGAAGGAGUCUUGGAGAUUGGAAAUGCCAUCCUCCGCAAGCUGGAGGACGAGAAGAGCCUGCGCAGGGCUUCGCAAAAUUUCUUUACCCAUGGCAUCAUGAUUGGCCACCACAUCAGUGAGCAUGCUCGCAUCAAGAUCCUGAAAGAGGUCGCCAUCCGAGCGCAGAAAUAUGUCGUGAACAUGACCUACAACUGGAAGCAGAAAAACGAAAUCCUCCCAGAGAUCCGCACACACAUCGAGAACAUCCUCGCUCGGUUCAAGCACACCAAGACACCCUCGAAGCCAAUUUUGCUUCCUGCAAAGGCUAUAACAUCACCCAGAGAAACUGUGGAAGUUCAGCCAUUCAUUGUCUUGUCACCAGCCGACAUUGUCACCCUGGUCAACGCCCUGUUCCCGGAGCGACGUCCGUCGUCCAGCCACAUGGACAAUGACAGCCAGCGCCGUACUGGUCUGGCUUCCUCUGCUUCUUCCAUGUCUGGGAUGUCGGUUCCAUUCCGCAAUGCCGCCGCUUCUGUGACUGACGCAAGCUCUAUCCUAAGUGCCAGUGCUUCUUCAAUGACCAGCGACCAGACCUCGCGUGAGCCACUUCUGGACAGCAACCCGGUAUCCGGCGAAUCACCGACAGAGAUGAAGCCUGCACCAACAGAGCAAUACGGAAGACAGCUGCGAAUGGCAUGUUCUGAGAUGACUCGCCUCCUAGGUUUCGAAGCCACAUCAGGCUCUUGCCAUCCGUGCGCAGAGCGAUGGGCUGUCCUUUACAUCUCCGCCGAUGGAAAGCAGCUAAAGCCGCGUAUGCGCAAAGACUUUGAUGAUGAGGAUGAGCACGACGAGGACUCACCAGACAGCGACAGCAGCGACGAUGAAGAGGGCGGGAACAGGUUCGAUCUUGGCAACGACUACCACCAGCUGAAAGAGGCAAUCGCCAAGCUGGUGGAGGAGUACGAGAUUCCCAAGGAUCUUGCGCCCGACAGCGAAUCGAAGAACUUCAGCAACAGAAUGACGACCCGCAAAAGCACUCGUGGACGUGGCCCAGUACGCAACGUCAGCGAAAACCUCGGAUCACGCAAUCCAUACAACUCGACUCAGAGCCAAAGCCAGCUUACCAACAUGAUUGCCAGCCAAAGAAACGUCUCAUCACGGCGCUCACCACAAUUUCCGAGAAGUCACAGCAACCCUCAAGUCGGCGAGAAGCAAGAGAACAACUCAGUUCUGGUCACCAUGCUUGAGACCGCCAUGUACCAGUGUCAAGCACGAUCCGAUUUCGUCAAUGCGCAUAUGUACUACAAGACAUUGCAGAGUCUGAAAAGACUCAGCUCUCCGACACUGGUCAAGAACGGCUACGCAGCCCUUCUCAACUACUUCUCUCGCAGCCCGCGCGACCUCCUCAGCAAGGCAGCCAAUGCCAUUGAAGAGUUCGAGGCCUGGUUCGUGUGGCUCAAGCAGUCCCAGGAACGGUCAGAUGGUAUGGUCGAAGAGAUGAUGCUCACGUUCAAGAAUCUUCGAGACAAGAUGUGGUACAUCACAGAUGUCCGCACUUCCAAGCCAUACGAGGACGCCAGGAACGUUGCGCUUGCUCUCAAGAUUAUGGACCAACAGUCAAAGAUGCUCAAUGUCAGAGGCCCGUCUGGUUCUCAACCGCGAAACAGCAACAGCUUCUUACGCCAGAACGAAGCUCAGCUGGUUGACCUCAUGUCAGCUUCUCAAGAUUUCGGUGGCCCGAACAAGUUGUCAGACGAACAGUCGCAAAUCACGCUGAAGUGGCUUAUGCAAUACAGCGUUGAGAACUUCUGCAAGGGCGAAGAGCGGAUACACCGCUUCUGUCUCGAAGUCGACAAGUGCGUCACCAAGGUCAUUGGCGAGGGCGUUCUCGACGGGCCCGUGCUCUGGGCCAGCGAUCUCUACAAACGUGACCAGCAGAUUCUGGAGAGCGGACGUCAGAAGGGCGACCUAUUCCUGACCGGUGUUGGCACUCUUUCCAUCGCCGGCGACGAGGAGUACGAGACCCACGGCCGACCUGGUUCUCGUAGCCAUGACUUCUCGCAACGACCAAGCCAAGGUAGUCUGCGUGCCGCAGCUAACCGCAAUGGAUCUUCCAGUUUCGACCAGAGCCCCUGGGGAAGAAACCCCAUGGAUGCCCCCGACUACUUCGGCGGGUCUUCACCCGUGCAUGCAAUCGACUCUAUGGCUACUUUCUGGUCACCGUUCCAGACCCAAGCGCAGUCUCCUACCAACGCCACAAGCAUCCGACCACGUACCGCAUCAUCAUCGAAGGGUACGGUGAUGCUGAAGCAAUCUGCAAUGGUUAAUGAAGACAAGCGCCGCUUCAUGCUCGAUCUGAAGCAAACACUCACAGGCCUGCUUCUGAGUGACCUCGGAACAAUGGUCUUCGCCAACGGCAGCGAGACCGACUCAUGGUUCGGUGGUGAUCUGCUAGACGACUGCUUCGAGCGUAGAGAUGAAGAAGAACGGAAACGCAAGAAGCAGCUCGCCAAGAAGAGCAUGAAGAACAUCCGGAAGCAGACCCUGCCCGAUUCACGCAACUUGCCGCUGGAGACGCUCGGUCGCAACGAGCGUGGAACAGCGGCCCCGCCUGUUGCAACUUUCCAACACGCCAGUGCAUCCGACGCUCACCAAUCUGCCGGCGAGCAAUCCUCGACUUCCAGCGACGCGACUUCGCGUUCGGUUGGCAAUGCCACAGCGAAGAAGGCUGGACUACUCGAGUUCCCGUACAACGUUGCUUUCCGACGGCUGUUGGGCAGGUUCCAGACACAUCCCAACCCAUACUCUAAACUGCAUGCGCUGUAUGAGCUAGAGCUGCUCAUCAUAGCAUCACUCUCUUCUCGAACGGGCCGCUCGUACAACAACCGACGGGAGACUCUACCCCCAGUUCCUCAAUCACCCACCCUUGGCACCAUGCCAGAGCUCAGUUCUCGUGAGCCAGCUACUCAAACUUCGCGUGCACAAAACCUCGAGGAAGCCAUCGCCAACUGCGAGGAGCGCCGCUCUCACAGUAUGAGCGUGGAACGCGUGAGCAACGCUUCCCCCCUGCCUCGCAACGGUGCACGCUCUCCGGUUGGACCGCCAAGCACAGACAUGAUCGUCGAAGUCAUUCAAGGCCUCUUCCGCGAUGCUAACAUCCGACCCAAGACCUUGUUCCGAGACCUGCAGUACAUUGCAUCUUUUGUGCCUGCGCAAAUGCUGGACAAGACUGCACGAGGCAAGGCAUUCUGGGAUGUUGGUCUCGCUGCUCUUGGCCUCAAGCAAGACGUGUGCCGAAUCAUGGUAGAGCUCGUCGAUGAGGUCAUCACCCAGAACUCGAAGCGCGAUGCAGGCAAAGUCAGCAGUGGAGCUGCUGUCGAGAAGGCCGGUGCAUCGUCCACUACACCAGCUCCGGUUGAUGAACCACUGUCCAAGUACACCAUGGAGGAUGCUGGACGCAUGCUUCUUAUCACUGCCAAGGAGGGCGACGCAGUGGCCGAGCGUGAGCUUGCGAUCUUUUAUCUCACAUCGCCCGAGCUUGUCCAUCGCACAGUCCUGCCGCUCACCAGGCCCAGCGAAGUCUUCAAGACUGAGCUUCUCAACCGUGAGAGGAAGGCGUCGCAAGACCCCGCCCGCAGCGACCCAAUGACCAUGUGUGUCGCGCAACACUGGAUGGAGCAGUCCAUGAAGGGCGGCGACCAGCUUGCCGCCAAGUACUUGCGCCAGCGCAGCGAGCUGGAGAACAUCAACCCGAGCAGGGCAUAG